UUUAGGUGUUUUGUUGUGUCGGUUGUUUUGUCGGGAUGUUUGAAAGAAAAUAAAGGUUUUUCCGCAGAAAAGUCGGAAAAUUCGUCAGGAUGCCAGCGCGACUAAAGCACAUUGAAGUGGAAAACUUCAAGUCGUACAAGGGGCGACGCACUAUCGGUCCUUUGAAGCCUUUUAAUGCUGUAAUUGGCCCAAAUGGAUCAGGAAAAUCUAAUUUCAUGGAUGCCAUCAGUUUUGUUAUGGGAGAAAAAACUCAGAGUUUGAGAGUGAAGAGGUUAAGUGACUUAAUUCAUGGAGCAGCUAUAAGUAAACCAAUUUCGAGAAGUUGCUCAGUUGCAGCAGUAUUUAUUUUGGAUGAUGGCUCUGAGAUGGCUUUUCAAAGAUCGGUACAUGGCUCAUCAUCGGAAUACAAAAUUAAUGGCAAUAUUGUAGCUACCAAUGAGUAUUUAGGAGAACUGGAAAAGUUGAGAAUUAAUGUUAAAGCCAAAAAUUUCCUAGUCUUCCAAGGUGCUGUGGAAUCAGUAGCCAUGAAAAAUCCAAAGGAAAUGACAGCUUUAUUUGAAGAAAUUAGCACAUCUGGAGCUCUAAAGGAAGAAUAUGAGAAAUUAAAGUAUGCUAUGCAAAAAGCUCAAGAAGAAAUAAAUUUUGCUUAUCAGAAGAAAAAAGGGAUUAAUGCUGAGCGCAAAGAAGCUCGUCUGGAAAAAGAAGAAGCUGACAAGUAUUCCAGAUUAAAAGAUGAUUUGAAUAACAAACUGGUUGAACACCAACUGUUCCGCUUGUAUCACAACGAGUGCGAAAUGUCCAACUUGGAAGCCGAUAUGAAAUCCAAGCAAAAAGAGGUUGAAAAAAUCGAGAAAAAGAAGGAAAAAUCCGAGGAAGUGCUGAAAAACAUCAAAAAAGAACAGGGAAAGUUCAACCGCGAGCUCGCCAAAAUCGAGCAGGACAUUCGCGAGGUCGAAGUGGAAAUCACCAAGAAGCGCCCGCAGUUCAUCAAAGCCAAGGAGCGCGUCACGCACAUGCAGAAAAAACUGGACGGCGCCAUAAAAACGUUGGAGCAAGCGCGCAAAGCGCACGACGCGCACAUGAACGACAUCAGAAAGCUUGAGGACGAGCUGGAGGAGGUGGAGAAAACGAAGCGUGAGUACGAGCAGCAGAUAGCCGGCGAGUCGCAGAGCCAGGGCAGGGACGUGCACCUGGAGGACGCGCAGGUCAAAGAGUAUCACCGGUUGAAGGAGGAGGCCGCCAAAAGGUCCGCCCGCUACAUGCAGGAGCUGGACUCGGUGAAUCGCGAGCAAAAGUCCGAUCAGGAUCGAUUGGACAACGUUUCGCAGAAGAGGACCGACGCCGAGAACAAGCAUCGACAAAAGUGCCACGAGAAGGAGGAGAUGGAGAAAAGAAUCGAGAAGUUGGCCGAGCAUAUCAGGUCUAGCGAGCAAGCAUUGCAAGACCAAAAUCAGAUGUUGAACGAUUUGCAGUCCGAUGUGGGUUCUUCAAAAGACAGAGUGACCGAAAUACAAAAGCAACUCGAUGAUGUCCUUGAGCAGCUGGGUGAUGCCCGUACGGAUAAGCACGAGGAUGCUCGCAGGAAGAAGAAGCAGGAAAUCGUGGAACGAUUCAAGACUUAUUAUCCAGGAGUGUAUGACAGAAUGAUAAACAUGUGUCAACCGAUCCACAAGCGUUACAACGUUGCCAUCACCAAGAACCUGGGCAAGUACAUGGAGGCCAUCGUGGUGGACACCGAGCACACCGGUCGCCAGUGCAUCAAGUACCUGAAGGAGCAGCGCUUGGAACCGGAAACCUUUCUUCCGCUCGAUUAUCUGCAAACCAAGCCCGUAAAGGAACGUCUGAGGACGAUUACGGAGCCGAAAGGCGUCAAAUUAAUUUACGACGUCUUGCAGUUCGAACCGCAGGCCAUCGCGAAAGCGGUCAUGUUCGCUACCAACAACGCGUUGGUUUGUGAAUCCCCUGAAGAUGCCAUGAAGGUUGCCUACGAGUUGGGGGGAAGAUAUGAUGCUGUUGCUCUUGAUGGUACAUACUAUCAAAAAUCUGGUAUUAUUUCUGGUGGUAGUUUGGAUUUGGCUCGUAAAGCUAAGAGGUGGGAUGAAAAACAUAUGGCGCAGUUGAAAAGUCAAAAGGAAAAAUUGACAGAAGAACUUCGCGAUUCCAUGAAAAAAUCCAGGAAAGAGUCCGAGUUGAAUACAGUGUUGUCGCAAAUUCGAGGUUUGGAUACCAGGUUGCGUUACGCUAAAACCGACAUGGAAAGCACUAAAAAGCAAAUCAAGCAAGUGGACAAUGAACUGCUCAAGCUGUCCAAUGAAAUGACUAAAUAUGGGCCUCAAAUAGAGGAAAUCGAGAAAACCAUGUCGACCCGCGAGCAGCAGAUCGAGGAAAUCAAGGUGAAAAUGAACAGCCUCGAGGACGUGGUGUUCUCGAAGUUCUGCCAGGAAAUCGGGGUGCGCAACAUCAGGCAGUACGAGGACAGGGAGCUGAGAGCGCAGGAGGAACGCAAACAAAAACGUCUCGAGUUCCAGAAACAAAUCAACAGGAUCACCAGCAAUCUGGAGUUCGAAAGAAGCAGAGACACCCAGAAUAAUGUGUCUCGUUGGGAGCGCUCCGUGAACGACGAGGAAGAAAAACUGGAGACGGGCAGAAAGCAGGAGGCGAAACAGCGCGAAGAGAUCGAAAAGGAUCAGCAACAGGUGGAGCGUCUGAAAGCGCAACGUCUCAACAAGAAACAAGAGGUCGACGGUAUGGAGGACGACGUCGGAAAAGCCCGAAGGGAGGUCGGAUCGAUCGCGAAGGAUCUGCAGGUCUGCCAGAAGGCAAUCGUCAAUCUGGAGUCCAAGAUUGAGAGCAAACGGAGCGAUAGGCAUACAAUUCUCAUGCAGUGCAAGAUGGAGGAUGUUGCAAUUCCAAUGAUAGUAGGCAAUAUGGAGGAUAUUAUAGCUGCUGAUCCGCAAUCACAAUCUUCCAGCGAUCAAAGUAAUUCAACUCACCAAUCUGAAAAAGAAGCAAGGAUCAAGAUUGAUUACAACAUGCUGGGUGAAAACUUUAAGGAUUUGGAAGAAAAGGACGAGAUCCGCAGGGCGGAAAACAAACUUUUAAAAUCCAUUCAAAACCUUCAAGACACGCUAACAAAAAUCCAGGCUCCCAACAUGAAAGCCAUAGAGAAGCUCGAACUGGCCCAAGGCAAACUGCAGUCGACCAACGAGGAGUUCGAGGCGCUCAAAAAGCAGAACAAAAAGGCCAAAUCCACCUUCGAAAAGAUCAAGCAGCAGCGGUACGACCGCUUCGUGAAGUGCUUCGAUCACGUCUCCAACGAAAUCGACAACAUCUACAAGUCGCUGGCGCAGAACCAGUCGGCGCAGGCCUUCCUGGGCGCGGAGAACCCCGAGGAGCCCUACCUGGACGGCAUAAACUACAACUGCGUCGCGCCCGGAAAGCGUUUCCAGCCCAUGUCGAAUUUGUCCGGAGGAGAGAAAACCGUCGCCGCUCUGGCGCUGCUUUUCGCCAUCCACAGCUACCAGCCCGCUCCGUUCUUCGUGCUAGACGAGGUCGACGCCGCCUUGGACAACACGAAUAUCGGCAAGGUUGCCAAGUAUAUCACGGAGAAGACCGAGUCCCUGCAGACCAUCGUUAUUUCGCUGAAGGAGGAGUUUUAUUCGCAUGCUGAUGCUUUAAUUGGAAUUUGUCCCCAGGAUUUGGUAGAAAAUGAUGAGAUCCGCAGGGCGGAAAACAAGCUUUUAAAAUCCAUUCAAAUCCUAGACACGCUAACAAAAAUCCAAGCUCCCAACAUGAAAGCCAUAGAGAAGCUCGAACUGGCCCAAGGCAAACUGCAGUCGACCAACGAGGAGUUCGAGGCGCUCAAAAAGCAGAACAAAAAGGCCAAAUCCACCUUCGAAAAGAUCAAGCAGCAGCGGUACGACCGCUUCGUGAAGUGCUUCGAUCACGUCUCCAACGAAAUCGACAACAUCUACAAAUCGCUGGCGCAGAACCAGUCGGCGCAGGCCUUCCUGGGCGCGGAGAACCCCGAGGAGCCCUACCUGGACGGCAUAAACUACAACUGCGUGGCGCCCGGAAAGCGUUUCCAGCCCAUGUCGAAUUUGUCCGGAGGAGAGAAAACCGUCGCCGCUCUGGCGCUGCUUUUCGCCAUCCACAGCUACCAGCCCGCUCCGUUCUUCGUGCUGGACGAGGUCGACGCCGCCUUGGACAACACGAAUAUCGGCAAGGUUGCCAAGUAUAUCACGGAGAAGACCGAGUCUCUGCAGACCAUCGUUAUUUCGCUGAAGGAAGAGUUUUAUUCGCAUGCUGAUGCUUUAAUUGGAAUUUGUCCCCAGCCCUCUGAUUGCUUGGUCAGCCAAGUCUUGACCUGGGAUUUAACAAAAUACGAGCACAAUGGUUAAAUUAAUUAAUUUAAUAGGUAUACUUAUGUUAUGAAAUCUAGUUUAGAUUUUUAAUAAAUUCUAUUAGUUAUUAGGUUUAAAUGUGUUUGACGUUAAUAAAUAUUUUUAUAAUCUG
This is a messenger RNA of Brassicogethes aeneus, 4515 nucleotides long. Lineage: Eukaryota; Metazoa; Arthropoda; Insecta; Coleoptera; Nitidulidae. The record is from the annotation of a GenBank genome assembly.